AGACAUGACACGUGAGUCACCCGUCACGAGUCCCGCCCUUAGCAGGCGAAGUGAUCUCCAGAGCAUUCCCAACGGUCACGAGAAUGCCCUACAACAUAGGAUAUUGGAGCAUUCUUUUGCGUUGCAGCUGAAGAAGCAACAACAGCUGCAGCAGCAAAUCCUGUUGCAGCAAUUCCAGGUGCAGCAACAACAGCUGGCGCAACAGCAUGAGGAACAGCUGAGGCAUCAUCUCAAGGUCAGUUGGUCAAGGUCAUUCAAAGUCUUGUAUUUUGGGUUAAAUUCAAUUUACAGUAUUUCAUAGGCAGUUGCUGCUUAAAACAACAUUGGUUCUAAA
Molecule: messenger RNA, 334 nt
Organism: Nilaparvata lugens (brown planthopper)
Lineage: Eukaryota; Metazoa; Arthropoda; Insecta; Hemiptera; Delphacidae
Product: histone deacetylase 9-B-like
Exons: 2
Coding region: 5-301 (98 amino acids)
Source: RefSeq, a predicted model, not a curated record